Messenger RNA from Astyanax mexicanus (Mexican tetra), 1551 nucleotides. RefSeq names its product adenosine receptor A1. NCBI's taxonomy places the organism in Eukaryota, Metazoa, Chordata, Actinopteri, Characiformes, Acestrorhamphidae. Gene Ontology annotation, cellular component: synapse; dendrite; membrane. The coding region runs from base 133 to 1131 and encodes 332 amino acids. Gene Ontology annotation, molecular function: G protein-coupled adenosine receptor activity. The record is from RefSeq and is a predicted model, not a curated record. Gene Ontology annotation, biological process: G protein-coupled adenosine receptor signaling pathway. The transcript is spliced from 2 exons.
UGUGUGUGUGUAACUGUUUGUAUCUGGAAAUGAGCGAGCGAUUUUGUGGCGCAACAAGCUUCCUGUAUCACCACCACAACCUCAGAGCAGCAGAUAUUCCAGCAGCUGAUGUAGUUCUAUGUCUGAGCUGCGAUGGCUGAUGGUGGAGAGGUGGUGUACACGGCUCUGGAGGUGAUCAUUGCUGUAGGCUGCUGUCUAGGGAAUGUGCUGGUCAUUUGGGCGGUGUGGACGUGUGGAACCCUGAGGCAGCCCACCUACUGCUUCAUCGUGUCCCUGGCCGUGGCCGAUUGCCUGGUGGGGGCGGUGGCCGUGCCCCUGGCCGUGCUGGUGGACGGACGGGUGGAGAUGCCUUUCCACGGCUGCCUCUUCAUCAGCUGCGUGGUGAUCGUCCUGACCCAGGCUUCAGUCAACUCCUUACUGGCCAUCGCUGUGGACCGAUCUCUGCGGGUUUACAUCCCUCUCAAGUACAAAGGGAGAGUUAAGCUGCUACACUCCUGGAUUAUAGUAGCUGUAUGUUGGGGAACUGCGACUGCGCUGGGUUUUACUCCGAUGUUUGGAUGGAACAACCGUGAAUCCUCUAACUCAACAAUAGUGUGCAGGUUCCUGACGGUCAUACCCAUGUCCUACAUGGUCAAAUUCAACUUCCUCAGCUGCCUCCUUCCUCCUAUGGUCAUCAUGUCAGCCCUGUACGUCUAUAUUUUCUGCACGAUAUCGAGGCAUCUCAGAGGAACCAUGGUCAGGACCGUCAAGCCCAGUGCAUAUUACGUUAAAGAGCGGAAGCUGGCCAGUUCUCUGGCUUUAGUUUUGGCUCUGUUUGCUCUGUGCUGGCUGCCUCUACACAUCAUGAACACUAUAGAGUUUUAUAGCCAGGGUGGACGUGUUCCUCAUUUAGCUUUUUACGUUGGCAUUUUACUGUCUCAUGCAAACUCAGCAGUGAAUCCUGUAGUGUACGCCUUCAGGAUACCGAAGAUAAAGCAGGUGUACAAAACGACCCUGAAGAAGGCUUUCCCAUGCCAAAGAGAUCCGCAAAAUGAUCAGAGUAGGCAGGUGACAGACAAUAACCCCAGUAGCAGCACAAACACCACGGCAAAAUCGUUCUCUAAUCCUGCGGAACAGAGAGUCACAGCGUAGAACAAGCUCAAAAAGUUAUAUACAAAUAUCCCCAUUCAUUACUCUGUAGGUAGAAGUAUACUGCAGAUACAAGGGUUUAAAAUACUUCAGUAGAAGUUGAAGAUGUAUCAACUCAAGCUUUUCACUCUUUAAGUAAAAGUGUUAAAAAAGUACUGAUUUCAAAAUGACUAGUUUUAAAGUAUAGAAGUAAAAGUAAUGCAAAGCAGAAAAAAAUAAAAAUGGCAUUAAGAACAAAAGCUUAGGCCGACCACGGAGUCCUAAAGUGCACUAGUUUUUUUUAUUCUCAAACCGCCAAUUUGUUUUGAGUAAUUGUGUUUUCAAACUAAUUAUGACUGAAUUUAGAAGAUGAUGACUCUGGACUUUACAAAAACAUAAAGACAAUGUUUGGGACUUUUUCUCUUUUUAAUUACAAAAAAUGAU